This is a messenger RNA of Pseudomassariella vexata, 1508 nucleotides long. RefSeq lists its product as uncharacterized. Bases 206 to 1165 code for a protein of 319 amino acids. Gene Ontology annotation, biological process: positive regulation of transcription by RNA polymerase II. The transcript has a single exon. NCBI's taxonomy places the organism in Eukaryota, Fungi, Ascomycota, Sordariomycetes, Amphisphaeriales, Pseudomassariaceae. Gene Ontology annotation, molecular function: DNA-binding transcription factor activity, RNA polymerase II-specific; zinc ion binding. The record is from RefSeq and is a predicted model, not a curated record.
GCUGGAGCUGAAUGACGGCAGCUAGGCCAGGACCAACAAAUGCGUGGUUUCCAUCGGCCGGAUUCAAUUGUGAGAGCACGACAGGCAAACCCACUCAGCCUCCUCGUCGUUAGCAAACAAUCUUGAUUACCUAAUACAGCCAAAGGAGACACUUAUCUGCGGGCGACGAGACGACCACAGAGGCCUGAGACGGGCGGUUCUUGCUAUGAGUGAUGAUGAGAGCGACGACGGCAGACGAGCGUCCAAGAAACGCAAGGCCAGCCGUGCUUGUGACCGAUGCAACUCUCAACACCAACCUUGCGACAAUGCUGUGCCCAAGUGCUCCGUCUGUGAACGUGCGGGUGCUGAUUGUACAUACAACAGACCCGUACGCAAGCGGGGUCCGCGCACCGGUUACACUGCUCAACAUGGCGAGCGACUCUGGGGUCUAGUGCUACAGACAAACCCAGGGAUUGAGGAUUUGGUGCUCCAGCUUUUGGCCAACGGUACGUACGGUGACACUGGCAUCUCCACCGCCGAUUAUUUCAGAAACAACGAUCACCAAUCAGAGCUUGUCAAACGAUUCAAUGAGAGCCGCCUCGGCAGAUUCGUGCAGACGGGCGAGAUGCCUGAUGUGCCGACGGACAAACCAUCAUUGGUCAUGCAAGGGGCCGUUCCUCCUACAACCAACCCGAGUCCCAGCCAGGAAAGCCAGACAAGCAGUCAUACCAAGCCAGCCAACGGGAUCAGAGAACGUGCAAGAACAUCCACAACCUCUGGGGUUCGAAGGCCGUCUGUUGUUUCAAAUCCUCAUGGUGCUCCUCAGAACCCUGGCGACAUUUAUAUACUGAGUGAAGACGUUCGAAAACAGGCCUCUCGUUCGGAACUGCCUCAGAUUUCCACGUACGAAAGAGGCCUAUCGCAAGGAACAGCUCAGACACCGGGCUGGCAAAGUUUCGCCUCUCACGCCAAUAUUAGCCAUGGCUCGGAUUUGGGCAUGAACGGUUUCGGGGCCCUCGUCAAUCGGCAAGCGGGCAAUGAUAAGCCUAGUCAACCACCGGGCGUGCAGCCGGGACUGAGGAGCCCUUCCGCUCACGAGAGCCAGCAUGAUGCGAGCAGCUUUGAUUUUGAUUUCCCGGAUGCCACUCAAUGGUCAGUUCUGUCUUGGUCUCCUCUGACUUCGUAGACUGGUUCAACUUCGUGUAUUUGGGAAACGAGUUGAUCACGGGCGAAACUGACACUCUAUAGGUACGAAUCUGUUCCCACUGAUACGUUGUUAAACCUCGGCUUUACCGCUGGCGAAGGCAUGGCAGAAGACUUCUUCAAUAUUUGCGAGAAUCCCGACCCCAUUGAAAUUGGACAUACGACCGCCGCCAACCAGAAUGAAGACGAAGAGGCUGUGUGGCGUCGUUUAGUGAUGCGAGGUCGUUUUCUUUGAGCGAUGUCCCUGUUCCCUCCCAUGAAAGUUGCUUGAACGGGCCUCGUUAGCCACUCGACUCAUCAGUGGACGUGGACAUAUCAUGGAUUUG